Molecule: messenger RNA, 3516 nt
Organism: Episyrphus balteatus (marmalade hoverfly)
Lineage: Eukaryota; Metazoa; Arthropoda; Insecta; Diptera; Syrphidae
Exons: 8
Coding region: 89-3484 (1131 amino acids)
Source: RefSeq, a predicted model, not a curated record
UUCGUCGACAAUACGACCAAAAAAAAUAACUAAUUUUAAGAGCUUUAUAGGUGAAAAAAAAAAUUAGAUUUUCAAUAUCAAAUUGAUCAUGGAAAUCAAAUGGCUUUUAUUAGUUUUUGGAAUAAUUUUAACUUCUUCUGGUGUUUGUGAAGCUGCAAUAAAAUGCAUACAGUGCGAUAGUUCAACCGAAAAUUGCAAAACGAAUCCUACUGCAAUAACAGCCACAGAAUGUUCAUCAACAGACUCAACAAAAUGUUAUACUUUAGUUGAAAACAACGGAAAUAUCAAGCGAGGAUGUGUUCUUAGUUCCGAAGAAAAAUGCGAGGGAAAGAACUGCAAAUCAUGUGAAGGUGAUGGAUGCAACAAAGAAAAUCCACUUCGGUGUAAAUUAUGUAAGUCAUCAGAAACUUCUGACUGUGCAUUUUGGAAAAGUCCUGACUCCAUACCAUUUGAAAUGUGUGCUGAUGGCAUAACAACUUGUCGAAUGGAAAUUACUGAUGACAACCACACAUCACGUCGUUGUUCGAUCAAAGAUGACAAAGAAUGUCCAAGUGGCAAGUGUAGUACUUGCACUGACAGUGGUUGCAAUAAGGAUAUUUUCCCAACCAAUCGUCGCAAAUGUUACCAAUGUAAAUCAGAUAAUGCAAAUUGUGCAAAAACACCUACUGCUGAUAUGUCAUCGGCAUGCCUUUUGUUUGAAGAUCCAGAUAGUUGUUAUGAAUAUGGCACUUCAGAGACUAGUAUGUCUCGAGGAUGUAAAUCUGAUACAACUGAAUAUCAAAAAUGUACAAGUGAGACUCCAAAGGAAAAAUGCAAAGAGUGCACAGCUGACAAUUGCAAUUCUGAUGAAUUCAAAGUUGCUUCAACUGUCAAAUGCAUCAAGUGCAGUUCUGAGGAAUCGACAUGUGUUGGAAGCCAAAGUUCUGAUAAAGCUCAGGAAUGCUCCAAAAUUGAGUACUGGAAAGCCAAUGGCUGUUAUACGAACAGAGUUGAAGCAGGUAAAGUUGCUCGAGGAUGUCUUGCAGAGUUUGAUUGUAGUGGAAAUUCUGCAACUUGCUCUUCCUGCACAACUAAUGCUUGUAACAUUGAUGACAAAAGCGCUAGUUCCUGUUACAAAUGUCGCAGUGAUGAAAAUGCGAAAUGUGUUGACGCAUAUGCGGAAAAUAAUUAUAAACCUGAACCAUGCCGAAAUACGCUGACAAUAGCUGAAGGCUUUCAAUGUUAUGUUGAGCGAUGGAAUGGUAUUGUUAUAAGAAGCUGUUUGUCUGAUGCUGAUGCUAAAUCAAGGAAACAUUGCUUAGAUACCAACCAGAAGACAUGUAAAACUUGCAAGGGAGACAAUUGUAAUACCGAAAAAGCACCAGAUUCAGCAUAUAGCAUUGCUUUGACUAGUGGAUUGUUGGCAGCUUGUCUGUUGGUUUUGAAGCCGAUUUUCUUCGAUAAAGGGAAAUGUUUCGCUAUGAUUUGCUUUAAAUGUGAUUCAAUAACAUUGCCAGAAUGUGCAACAAGUUUAGACAGUGAAAAACUUCCAACAGAAACUUGCAACAGUGCGUAUUCUUGCGCAUCAUCAAUAGUGGAUUCAGUAACCUACAGAGGAUGUAGUUCAAACACUCCCCGGGGCCCGAAAUACUACAUAACCUGCUCAGAAAGCUUAUGCAACAAAGGUGUAUAUCCACCGGGCCGUCUAAAAUGCCAUCAAUGCAGUGGGAAAAGUUGCGUACCACAACCAGUGACAAAGCCAACGCCAUGUCUAAAUUUCGUUGAAGAUGACAACUGUUAUACAGAUGUCAUUGAUGAAAUUGAAACAUUCCGUGGCUGUGAUUCUGACACUAAAAGAACUCCUAGCGGAUCGGUGUUGUACUGCGAUAUUAAUGGCUGUAAUAAUUUGCCAGCUGUAGAGACACUGACAUGUUCCAAAUGUGAUUCGCAUGAUGCUAGAGGUUGCAAAAUGGACCUUUUUGAAAUAUAUAACAGUUCGUGUGUCAUAAAAAAUGAAACAACUUGUAGCGAUUUAGCUCUCUUAGGUCAUGAACAACCAAGUUGUUUUUUGUACAUAAAUUUGGACCAUGUUGUUCGAGGAUGUUCAUCCGAUAGCGGAAUAUUGUCUCUUGAUUCUCAAAACUAUGAUCUUUGUGCCACAAAUUUAUGCAACAAAAAAUGCUUGAAACAACAGAAAUGUGUCGUUUGUGACUCGAGCACCAGCGAGGCAUGUUUAAGUAAUCCAGCAUUACUGACAGCUUCAACUUGUGAAGGUGCUGAGGUAUCAUCAUGUAAUUCGUGUCUGUAUAAAGAUGACAGUGUACGACGAGGAUGUGGAUCCCCACUUCAAGUACCAGAUGCCCGUUGUAAUGAAUGUCAAGAUGACAGUUGUAAUAAAUCGAAUUUUACCAAAUGUUACAAAUGUUCUUCCGAUGACAGUCCGAAUUGUGGUCAAUGGAUAAAUCCAAAUAUAAUCGAUGUGGAAUAUUGUGAAAUAGCAGGAGCAGGUUGUGUCAGUGCUGUCUUAUCAAAUGGCAAGACUGUCAGAGGAUGUGAAAGUCCACAGCUUACGUGUAAUAGCACGCAAUCAAGCUGCUAUCCCUGCUCAGGGAAUUUAUGUAACGAUGGCGUGUAUCCAACUGCCAGAUUGCGCUGUCAUCAUUGUGACGGUCGAGAUAAGUGUAGUAACGUUGUUGAUACUUCAAAUAUGCUGCCAUGUGCAGUAUAUGACAAGAGUGACGCAUGUUUUGAGUUUUUAAGUGGAAGGAACACUAUGGUUCGUGGAUGUCGAUCGGAUAGUAAUUUGUAUUAUGAGUGUUUAUUGGCAAUACAAAGUGGUAAAGGAUGUCGACUUUGUACUGGAUCUGGUUGCAAUAUGAUGCCAGUUAGUCGGAAUGCAUCUUUGCUAUGUCAUAAAUGCUCGCGAGAAGAUCAAGGCUGUAGUUGGUUUCAAGGAAUUAAUGAGACUAUGGAAAUGUGUCAAAAAGAAGUUAAAUUUUUGACAACUGAGAGCUGUUAUACUCGAUUGUAUUCAGAUGGUUCAACAAGUCGUGGUUGUAGCUUAGAUGAAAACGAAACUGACGAGGAUGAUGAAUAUUUGGAACAUAUUUGUGAGAAAAAUGGCUGUAAUGGAAAAAGUCAGAUUGCCCAAAAAUGUAUUGAAUGUCGAGAGAAAAUAAAUGAAGCGAAUAUUUGUACAACCACAGUUGUCAAUCUAGAAGGAAAUCUGUGUAGUAAUGGAACAGUGAGAUUUGAAGAACGUGGUUGUUACACGAAAAUUGAUGGUGAUUUCAUUGAAAGAGGUUGUGCUUCAGAUCUUACUAGUGAUGAUCUUAAGGAAUGUCAACAAGGAAACGGAACAGAGUGCCACUAUUGUCAAGGAAUUGAAUGCAAUACGUCUUUUAAUCUCACUUUUGUGCCAACAAGAAAUUCAGGCUCUUUUAAGUUUCUUCGAGCUUCUUUUGGAUUAAAUUUGGGAAUAUUUUUUUAUGUAUUUUGGUUUUAGAACAUAAAUCAUUUUCUGUUAUAAAUAAGUUA